Molecule: messenger RNA, 1915 nt
Organism: Scleropages formosus (Asian bonytongue)
Lineage: Eukaryota; Metazoa; Chordata; Actinopteri; Osteoglossiformes; Osteoglossidae
Exons: 1
Coding region: 1-1038 (345 amino acids)
Source: RefSeq, a predicted model, not a curated record
AUGGCGCCCCCUGUCGCUCCAGACAGCCCCCACUGGUUGCCCCACUUUGGAUUUUGCUCACGGAGGAAACGGCGGGCGAACGAGGCACGACUGCGCAUGCGCUCCCUGCCUGGCGUCUUCCUGCUGCUGGGCGCCGUCGUCGUCCUCGUCGGCACGGCGAUGGCCGUGGCCAGCUACUGGCCUCACCGGGCCCACCGGUCGGCUCUGCUCGGUCACGCGGGCCCGGGGAAGAGCCUUAGUGAGCCUCCGGCCGCUCGGUGGGGCCCCGGAGCCAGGAGCGCGUUGACUGCGAGCGGCGUAGGCCACCACGACCGCAUGAGGCUGCUGGGGCCAGUUAUCAUGGGCGUGGGGCUCUUCAUCCUGAUCUGCGCCAACACGGUGCUCUAUGAGAACCGCGAUCACGACACGCGCCUGCAGUUCAGAGAGGCGCGGGGCCCCAGACACGGAGUCUCGGCCGCAGAGCCCACUGCGGUCCAGUGCGGUCACUACCACUGGAUGACAAAACUGAACGUUGGUGACGUGGACAUCCUGCGUGCGGGGCGUCUGUCGGACUCGCCGGCGCCCCCUGCUGCCGCUCCUCUUCUGCUGUCCGCCCAGGAAGCCCCGUGCUGCUCCUCCUCCUCCUGGGUGUCCAGCAGCACCAACUGCCGCGCUUUUCCAGCGCAGUUCCGUCCAGAGCCGCAGUUGAGCUCCAGCACCGACCUCCAGCUGGACCGACGCCUGGAGACCGGGAGCGAGUGGGAUGCGGCGGUGCCCCCUAGACGCUCCUACAGCCUGGGCUGCAGGACAGUCCCUGCUUCCUCGGGCCUCGGGGACAAAGACUCCAAGGAUGACACGGACAGCGGACACGAUGUGGCAUCCAGGCCUCUCGGGAGGGAGCCGAGCUCCUCGGUGUGCGUGAACGUGGCAGAGCUGAGCUGCUGGUCACCAGGGGGCGCCGAGGAGUGGAGGUGCAGCAGUUGGCCGCGACUCGACUUUGACGGUGAUGUGACGUCCUGGGAGAGCAGGCGGGAAUCGAUGGACAGGCUGCUGGACUAGAUUAGAUGGGCUGCACUCGCUGGCAGGUGCGACAUCUGGGGAGGACCAGACCGAGGCGGACAUGGCAGCGACGGAGCUGGAACUCGGGGGACACGAUGGGACGGUCCGUCCACCAGUUGUCUUUUAGACCAAAUGUGUUGUGUUUCCAGCACUCGGGCGCGUGCGCAUGUGAGGAAGGGAAAGCGCUCCCACAGUCUGGUGCACUAAGGGGCCCGGAAUCAUGUUUACUCUCUGUCCCUCCCAUCGCUUUUCUCUCUUUUCUCAGAUAUCAUCAUGCUUUGUGACCCCACUGACCCAUCGGCCGCCUUCCUUCACACAAACAGGCUCUGCGGCUGCCGGGUGGAGCUCCCGCUUCAUGCUGAAACUACGUUAGAUUUCAGUGUUAAAUCACGGUACAGCUCAUGUAAUUCAUCUCCGUAAAGCAUCGGCAAAAUCACACUAAUGUUGCAAACCCUUAAACCGUUAACCGUCUUUUGCCACCGCACCGCUGUAGCUGCUGCCUCCGGAUGACGUCCAGCGCGGUACUCUUACUCUGUUUUGCUGUGGUCCUGCCCUUGGUCCUGCACUGCUCAGCGUUGCCCCCUACUGGCCACCGCUGAGGUUCCCUCCCGGAAGACCAUGAGCGGACGCCAGCUGAACGAGUCCAUGGAGGCGGAAAGUCCUCGCAUAUCUGACGCCGAUCUGCUCACGAACGUAACCGCCUUCAAGCCCCAUCCUGCCAAAUCGCAUCAUUUGCACAUAUAACACGACACCUCCUUAGCGUCACACAUCCGUCUAGAAGCUCCGCCUCCAAAUCCAGAGCUCCGGGGAAGGUAAGAAGGUGCCGGGGCUCACUGGCACCCUCAGCAGUAAAGCCUGGCCACCGACCUCGUCGCCA